Castor canadensis (American beaver) is the source of this 1736-nucleotide messenger RNA. The record is from RefSeq and is a predicted model, not a curated record. Lineage: Eukaryota; Metazoa; Chordata; Mammalia; Rodentia; Castoridae.
UGGCAGUGACCCUGGACCCAGACACAGCACAUCCCAAACUCAUCCUGUCUGAGGACCGGAGGUGUGUGAGGCUUGGUGACAGAAAGCGGCCUGUGCCUGACAACCCCCAGAGAUUUGAUUUCGUCGUCAGUGUUCUGGGAUCUGAGUACUUCACAACUGGCUGUCACUACUGGGAGGUAUACGUGGGAGAAAAGACCAAAUGGAUUCUUGGGGUGUGUAGUGAGUCUGUGAGCAGGAAGGGGAAAGUCACUGCCUCACCUGCCAAUGGACACUGGCUUGUGCGACAGAGUCGUGGGCAUGAGUAUGAAGCUCUCACGUCCCCACAAACCUCCUUUCGCCUGAAAGAGCCCCCCAAGUGUGUGGGGAUUUUCCUGGACUAUGAAGCAGGAAUCAUCUCCUUUUAUAAUGUGACUGACAAAUCUCACAUCUUUACUUUCACCCACCGUUUCUCUGGCCCUCUUCGCCCUUUCUUUGAACCUUGUCUUCAUGAUGAAGGGAAAAACAUAGCACCUCUGAUUAUCUGUUCAGAACUACAGAAAUCAGAGGAAUCUAUUGUUCCCAAGCCAGAAGGAAAAGGCCACGCUAAUGGAGAUGUGUCCCUGAAAGUGAACCCUUCCUUACUACCCUCUCAGGACCCAGAACUUUUCCCACUCCAGGAUACAAUUGUGUCCUGGCCCUCUGACCUUGUUCCAGCCCUUCAAGGGCUCAAGGCUCCUUCUUUUUAGGUAUGUGCCUCAUGACCUGCUCUCAUGACUGAGAGCAGUUCAGUGCCCUGGAUUUUAUUCCUGCUGGACCAAUACCUGAUUCUGGAAUGUCUUCUUCUUGAUCCAAAUCUAGACCCUUUUCUCCCAGGGCUCAGUUCUGAAUCCUGCCUUUCUUCUAGUGAGUUGAAGUUCCCAUUUCUUGGAAGGAGAAUUCCUAGAAAAAAAAAAUGAACACUCACUUUAGGUUUUAGUGACACUGAAUGUGUGUCACCAAGAUUCAGUGCAAGUUUAAGGAAAGGGUUCUUUACUUGAGGGAAUAGUAGAAGGACUUCUCGCUGCCUCACCCUAUUCAAUGGGUUUUCAGUCAUGAAGUUACAGCUCCCCAGACCCUGACUUCUUAUUCUGUCAAGGAUGGCUCUUCUCUCAUUCUUUCUCAGUUCAGGCCUCUAGCCCCUGAGUCAACUUUUUGUAAAUAAGCAUACUUUAGAUCACAUAUCCUUCUUUCUCUCUUCAGGAAUGGGGACAGAGGGCUAAAACACAUCUUUUUCUAUUUCCUUGAUGCUGUUUACAACAGUUUGGAGACAUCCAAGCUACAUGUUUUCAAAACUUGAUUUACAUGUUGCUGAUAACCAAGUAUCAUAGUCCUGAGAUGCCUCAAGAGCACCCACAGGGAUCUGGGAGGCACAGCUGCAAACAGAGCAGCUCAGCCAUGUGGAACUUUAAACAGAUAGUGGCAGUCUUUGGUCUUUUGAAUACCUUCCCAAGAUUUGGAGAGGCCCAGAGAGAAAAAGUGACUUUCUUUGCCACUCAUGUACAAGCUAUGUUCCUACAAGACCAUUAUACUGGAAGACUUAACUAUUUGUGUAGCAAAUAGACUCUUAGGACUUCCAAGAAGUUGAUAGACUUUUUAUUUGAGAGAUAAGAAGGUGUGAGGAUACAAUAAUGAAUCUGAUUUUGGGGUGUGAAUUGAAGAAAAAAGGUUAGGCACUUUCUUUUUUGUGGUACUGGGGUUUGAACUCAGGGUCUACACUU